AUGAAAAGUAAUCUUUCUCAGUUUGGCGGUCCUACUUCACUCCCAUCCUAAUCAACCAUGCAACUUCAUUCAUAGAUAGGAAUCAACAACAACGGCUUAAAUGGUCAGGGACAACAUCCCAAAUUCUUCGCCAAAGUAGGUGAUCCAGCUCUUAAGAGGUCAUUCAAAGGUCAUAAAGAUGGUAUUACAGCAAUUGCAUUCAAUCCCAAUUUGAAAUAAGUAAUCUCCUCAUCUCUUGAUGGUACUCUAAUGGUCUGGAAUUUCAAGCCAAGUUUGAGGCCAUACAGAUUCAUUGGACAUAAAGGCCAAGUGCAUGACUUAAGUGUCACUCCAGACGGUCAAACAAUCGCUUCAUGCUCUUAAGAUGAAACAGUGAGAAUCUGGACUAAUUCAGUUCAAGGGCAUUCUCAAGUUAUCAAAUCACACUCAGCUCCAGUAAGAAGUGUGGCUCUUUCAAGCGAUGGGCAUCUUUUGCUAUCAGGUUCAGACGAUAAGACUUUAAAAGUUUUUACAACCAAUGACAGAAAGUUCAUGUUUACAAUCAAUGCUCAUGCAAACUGGAUCAGAUCUUGCCAAUUUUCUCCUGAUACUAGACUGAUUGGUUCUGGUUCUGACGAUAAAUCUGUAAGACUUUGGGAUGUUACAUAGAAAUCGUUAAUUAAGAGUUUCGAAGAUCAUGAAGGUGCAGUUACAAGCGUCAGAUUCCAUCCAGAUGGUACUUGCAUUGCCAGUGGAAGUGUUGAUAAGUCUAUUAAAAUCUGGGAUAUUAGAAGUUAAAGACUUCUCCAACAUUACGAUGCUCAUACAGAUAGAGUCAAUGCAGUUGCAUUCCAUCCUAAUGGAAGAUUCUUACUAUCUGCCAGCAAUGAUGCUACUCUAAAGAUUUGGGAUUUGAGAUAAGGUCACAUUUUAUAUACUCUUUAUGGGCAUGAAGGUGCUAGCAAUUGUGUUAACUUUUCGCCUUGCGGAGAUUACUUCACCAGUGCUGGUGCAGAUUAAAUAGUUAUGGUUUGGAAAAGUAAUUUGAAUGACACAGAGUAGGAAGUUAUCGAAGAAUUAGGUGGUGCAUCAUCUGCUGGUGCUCAUAACUAAAGUACUAAUGGACCCCAGCACCAUGCCAGUGGGAUUUAAUCAAAUAGAAAGAGUGUAGAUAUGUCUAGCAGAUAGAAUCCAUCCUCAAGAUAUGGCAAUCUGACGAAGUAAGCUCCAAGAUAAGAACAAACUUAGCAAUACUAGCUACCAACUUCAAAUAGAAACCCAACUAGCGGAUAUGGAUUGAACGAAUUCUCUCACAGACCAAUGACUACAACCGGAGUUAUUGUUCCACCCGAUCAAGAUCUGAAUGCUUUUGAAUAAUAAAAUCAUCAUUUAUCUGGAAGCAGUGAAGAACUUGCUCAAACCUUAGAAAAAGUUGUAUCUCAACUAGACAUAAUCUCAAGAACCCUUCAUGUCCUGGAGCAAAGAGUAUCUAUGAACGAGGAAUCUGUUUAGAAUGUGUGGGAGUACUUCAAGGAAAUCAGAGAUAUGCAAAAAGCAGCUCCUCUGCAAUAAACUAACCACACUUAAUCUAACCCAGGAUUUGCAAUGAGCCUCGGGCCAUCAGGUAUGCAACAGACAUAUAACACUUAGUAAUUCGGAUAUCAGUAAACAGCCUCUUAAAAGCUUGACUUUAAUGAUGUCAAGCAAUAGCAACUAUUGCAGUAACAAUAAUACGACGAGAUAAAUGAAAGAGAGGGAGAUGAAAACCAGAAUUUCAACAACUGA
Molecule: messenger RNA, 1764 nt
Organism: Stylonychia lemnae
Lineage: Eukaryota; Ciliophora; Spirotrichea; Sporadotrichida; Oxytrichidae
Source: the annotation of a GenBank genome assembly